UGUUGCCUACGAGUUAAUUCUGACUCAUAGCGACCAGUGAAGUUUACAGCCUAGGAAACCCUAUGAGGCAGUUCUACUCUGUCACAUGGGAUCACCAUGAGUCCUAAUCAACUCCACAGCGCCUUACAAGGAGGACAGAGUGAUGGUGAGGCUUGUUAUGAAGAAGACAGUGUUUUUAGUGGUGGUUGCUUUUGCCUUAUUGUUAUUCUCUGCUUGUUCUUCCCUGUAGGCUGAUGGCUCUGCCUGGGAGUUUCCAAAAGGAGUUGCUGCCCUUGGGAAUGGUUUGAUGGUCACCUCUUCCUUGGAACUUUGUACUUGCUGGAAUCCGGCUCCGAGAUAAAGGGGGGAUUGCUUUCUCGCCAUGGGCUGCCAAGAACACAUCUGUGUCUGCUCUUGACCUUGGGCCCCAUCUGCUGAGGGUGUGACGCUUCCUAGCUCAUCACCUUCCCUGGGCUUGUUGCUCCCAGAUUAACCCUUUCUCUUGGAGGGUUUACUUCACAGUGGUGGGUCUUCCUGGGGCUGUGUCACAGAGACGCCUGCGAAUGUGUGUGUGAAAGAUGUCGAGGCCCAAGGGACUGCUAUGGCUUCCAUUGUUCUUCACCCCAGCCUGUGUCAUGUUGAACUCCAACGUCCUCUUGUGGAUCACCGCUCUGGCCAUCAAGUUCACCCUCAUUGACAGCCAAGCCCAGUACCCGGUGGUAAACACAAAUUACGGCAAAAUCCGCGGCCUAAGAACACCAUUGCCCAAUGAGAUUUUGGGUCCAGUGGAGCAAUACUUGGGGGUUCCCUAUGCCUCACCUCCCACCGGGGAGAGGCGAUUUCAGCCUCCAGAGCCCCCUUCCUCAUGGACUGGUGUUCGGAACGCCACUCAGUUUGCCGCUGUGUGUCCCCAGCACCUGGAUGAGCGGUCCUUGCUUCAUGACAUGUUGCCCAUCUGGUUUACCGCCAACUUGGAUACCUUGAUGACUUAUGUCCAAGAUCAGAAUGAAGACUGCCUUUACUUGAACAUCUAUGUGCCCACAGAGGACGACAUCCAUGAUCAGAACAGUAAGAAGCCAGUUAUGGUGUAUAUUCAUGGUGGAUCCUACAUGGAGGGAACUGGCAACAUGAUAGACGGAAGUAUUUUGGCAAGCUACGGAAAUGUCAUAGUGAUCACCAUUAACUACAGGCUGGGUAUUUUAGGAUUUUUAAGUACCGGUGACCAGGCAGCGAAAGGCAACUAUGGGUUGCUGGAUCAAAUCCAAGCCUUGCGGUGGAUCGAGGAGAACGUCGGGGCUUUUGGCGGGGACCCCAAGCGAGUGACCAUCUUUGGCUCAGGGGCUGGAGCUUCCUGUGUCAGUCUGUUGACCUUGUCUCACUAUUCAGAAGGUAAUGACCACCUCCCACAAACAAGAGGUCUGUUCCAAAAAGCCAUCAUUCAAAGCGGCACCGCCCUGUCCAGCUGGGCCGUCAACUACCAGCCUGCCAAGUACACUCGGAUAUUGGCAGAUAAAGUGGGCUGCAACAUGCUGGACACCACGGACAUGGUGGAAUGCCUUCGGAAUAAGAACUACAAAGAGCUCAUUCAGCAGACCAUCACCCCAGCCACGUACCACAUCGCCUUUGGGCCCGUCAUUGACGGCGAUGUCAUUCCUGACGACCCCCAGAUUCUCAUGGAGCAAGGGGAGUUCCUUAACUAUGACAUCAUGCUGGGCGUGAACCAAGGGGAGGGUCUGAAGUUUGUGGACGGCAUCGUGGACAACGAAGAUGGCGUCACCCCCAAUGACUUUGACUUCUCCGUGUCCAACUUUGUGGACAACCUUUACGGCUACCCAGAGGGGAAAGACACCCUGCGUGAGACCAUCAAGUUCAUGUACACAGACUGGGCAGACAAGGAGAACCCUGAAACACGUCGCAAGACCUUGGUGGCUCUCUUCACGGACCACCAGUGGGUGGCCCCGGCUGUGGCCACCGCCGACCUCCACGCCCAGUACGGCUCGCCAACCUACUUCUACGCCUUUUACCAUCACUGUCAGAGUGAGAUGAAGCCCAGCUGGGCAGACUCAGCCCAUGGCGACGAAGUCCCCUAUGUCUUUGGGAUCCCCAUGAUCGGUCCUACUGAACUCUUCAGCUGUAACUUCUCCAAGAAUGACGUGAUGCUCAGUGCAGUGGUGAUGACCUACUGGACAAACUUCGCCAAAACGGGUGAUCCUAACCAGCCAGUUCCACAGGAUACCAAGUUCAUUCACACAAAACCCAACCGCUUUGAGGAAGUAGCCUGGUCCAAGUACAACCCCAAAGACCAGCUGUAUCUGCACAUCGGCUUGAAACCCAGAGUAAGGGAUCACUACCGAGCAACAAAAGUGGCCUUCUGGUUGGAACUUGUUCCUCACCUGCACAACUUGAACGAGAUAUUUCAGUAUGUUUCAACCACCACCAAGGUUCCCCCACCCGACAUGACGUCCUUCCCCUACGGUACCCGGAGGUCUCCUGCAAAGAUAUGGCCUACAACUAAACGCCCAGCGAUAACGCCUGCCAACAGCCCCAAACACUCCAAGGACCCACAUAAAACAGGGCCCGAGGAUACGACUGUCCUUAUCGAGACCAAGCGGGAUUACUCCACCGAGUUGAGCGUCACCAUCGCUGUGGGUGCAUCCUUGCUGUUCCUGAACAUCUUAGCGUUUGCUGCUCUGUACUACAAAAAGGACAAGAGACGUCACGAAACACAUAGACGCCCCAGCCCCCAGAGAAACACCACAAACGAUAUUGCUCACAUUCAGAACGAGGAGAUCAUGUCACUCCAGAUGAAACAGUUGGAACAUGACCAUGACUGUGAGUCGCUGCAGGCUCAUGACACCCUGAGGCUCACCUGCCCACCAGACUACACCCUUACCCUUCGCCGGUCUCCGGAUGAUAUCCCACUUAUGACACCUAACACCAUCACCAUGAUUCCAAACACACUGUCGGGAAUGCAGCCCUUGCACACAUUCAACACCUUCAGUGGAGGACAGAACAGUACAAAUUUACCCCACGGGCAUUCCACCACCAGAGUAUAGCUUUGCAGUUCCCUCCCCCCCUCGGCUCCUCCCUCUCUGCAGCCUAGAAGACAUAGAUAGAGGAAGCGAGAAGGAAUGUCUCCAACCAUGGAAUGUUUUUCAUCACAUUGACUUAGGACAAACACGAGGAAGGGCAGUCUCUGUGUCCCUGCUCACCCUUUCCCUGGGAAUUUCCAAGUAUUCCAAGAUCAACUUCCAACCCUGUGAAAUGUGAAACGUAUACAUUGCUAUUUCAACAUUGCUUUAAGAUCUUCACCACCCCAGCAGAUGUUUAGUGUGAUAGAGCAUCACCAUGGCCAGGAACUGAUGUGUCCAGUGUAACAGUAUCAGCAGACAUUUCUGGAACUUACCCAGGGACACUUUAAAAAAAAAAAAAUUUUUUUUUAAAUCAAAAUGGAAAUAAUAAAAGGUUCUUUGUGUGCCAUACAAUGGAUGGCUCUACAUAAGUGAAGGAAGAGUCUACGGGCUUAUACCUAGCACACGGAAUUACAAUCCAGAAUGAAGGAAAAGUGGAAUUUUAUUAUGAAAAAUAAAAGGACCGACCACGCACUCAAAUACAUAUAGUUCUGUGCAAAGAGAUGUUUUGCC
This is a messenger RNA of Loxodonta africana (African savanna elephant), 3623 nucleotides long. Its product is annotated as neuroligin-4, X-linked. Gene Ontology annotation, molecular function: signaling receptor activity; neurexin family protein binding. Gene Ontology annotation, biological process: chemical synaptic transmission; modulation of chemical synaptic transmission; synaptic vesicle endocytosis. The record is from RefSeq and is a predicted model, not a curated record. Gene Ontology annotation, cellular component: cell surface; synapse; plasma membrane. NCBI's taxonomy places the organism in Eukaryota, Metazoa, Chordata, Mammalia, Proboscidea, Elephantidae. The coding region runs from base 558 to 3035 and encodes 825 amino acids. The transcript is spliced from 5 exons.